Molecule: messenger RNA, 2462 nt
Organism: Haliotis rufescens (red abalone)
Lineage: Eukaryota; Metazoa; Mollusca; Gastropoda; Lepetellida; Haliotidae
Exons: 5
Coding region: 268-1224 (318 amino acids)
Source: RefSeq, a predicted model, not a curated record
GUGUGUGGAACAUGGCCAUUUUAUGUGCUUCUUUCUUCGAUUGUGUCUCCGACGUGCAUGCUUUUGCAAAUCCCGUUAUUGGAUUGGCCGUGAAUCUUUUGAACUUGCAUUAAUUAGAAAUAAGAAAUUAGCAUGUCUUUAUAUGUGACUGAUAUAUAGUCCAAAUUACAAAUAUACCAAGUGGGGAGAGGUGAAAGGAACGCUUCGCAGCUCCAGUCUCUAUCCACAUCAGAAGAACAAAGUGAUCAAAAUGGAGAUUUAUAGCUGAUGGCAUCUGGGCAUCAUCAUCUUCAAAAUGAAGCCACAGAGCCUUCAGAAACUGGACAGCAAGCGGCCCAAAGGUUCCUACAACAACUGGCCUCCAUACCUGCAAACUCUGAUGUGGUACCAAGUUCAUCACCUUUUUACAAUACAAACAACUUUAUUGCCCUUCAUGCAGUAUGUGGAAAUCCAGAUUGGGAAGAUUCAUCUCAGAGACCAGACUAUGAUGAUGCUGGUGCUGCUGCUGCUGCUGAUGAUGAUGAUAAUGAUGAUAGAGGUGGUGAUGACUUUGACAAUGACCCUAGUUAUGGAUUCAGUGACCUACCUUACCAGGCACAUGGCAGUUACAACAGUGGGUCAUCAGAUGAAUUCAGGUUGAAUGACAAUCCGAACUGUGCACAACUGGAUGCUGGAGAGGGAGUGAUGGGAUGCACUGGUGCAGAGUUGUGCACAUCUGGAAGAUAUGACCAAGGACCUAGCACCUUGCCAGAUGGUGCAGAGUACUGUAUGACAGUUGGACGGGAGGCACAGACAGAAUUAAAGACAACUGUCCCAUCACGCUUAGCUGAGGAACAUGAGGAACAGCAGUCUCCAGACCUGAACUGUGGCGUGUACUUUCAGCUCCAAACUGUCUCUUCCGGGUACAUGACCGGAACACUUAAUGCUGCUGCUCCAAGAGAUCGACAGAACAGGUUUCAUCCAAUACUAGACGCCUUUUUGGAGUCACUGCAGACAGACCGAAAAGAAAACCAACAAGCAGUUGGGCAGCAGGACCAAGAUACAGAACAUCAGCCAGCUAGGGCCUCUGCUAGUGAGUCCCCUGCCCCGCCCUGCAGUCAUACCCAAGCAUCUGCACUGGCUGCAGUGGUAGCAGCUGGAAACCACAGCCAUGAAGAACAGGAUGAAGAAAAUGAAGCUGUCUCUUCUGUAGAGUCAAGAGAAGAUGAUGACAAUACGGAUUAAGUUUGUGGUAUUAGGUAUUUAAUAGUCUCUUGCCUGAAAUAUGUAAUUUGUGUUGAGUGAGAUAUGACCAAAUUCAUCAUAUGUUAUUGAAUUGUGGUCUGUUAGCUACAUUAUACAUGUAACAAGUUUGGACAGGCUAUGGGAUGAAUUACGUGAUUGUGUAAUCAGCUCCUCUGGAAGUGCUCGUUAAAUCUUCAACAUCAUGAUGGGAUGGACCCACUCUUGUUUAUCACAUUGUUGAUUCAUCUCCAAGCUGUGGAGGAGACAGUUGUAUUUGUUGUGUAAAGACCUUGAAAAAGGCUGCAGGUAAAGCAAUAUGUUUGUUUUUCCCCUGAUAGUUUAAGACAUGCUUCUGCACAUGUACCACUCAAAUUUAGAUAUGAUUACAAAGAUAUUUCAUGCUGUUAACAUGUAUUAAGUAAUCAGUCUGUGUUUUCAUGGGAAAACAGGACUAACUUGUUUGAUAGGCAUUACUUAGAAGUUGACGGAUGACAAGAUAGACUCAAUUUUUAUGGAUAACAACUUGCUUGACAAGGGUAUAAGGAUCUAUACCGAAACGUCGCUUUUCACAGUAUUAAAGAAGUUGUUAUCCAUAAAAAUUGUGUCCAUCUUGUAAAACAGGACUAUCUGGGUCUGAAGUUGAGUAGCACAUUAGAAGCAAGGAGUAAUAUUGGAUAUUUCCAUGAUUGUGGGAAAUAAUUUCAUGACAUGAUUAUUGGGAUAAGUAAUUCAAUUUGAUAAUUCCCCGAUGUAGAAGAAAACUUAAGAGGAUUUAAGAACAUAAAAUCAGUGUCUAGAUCAGUUGAAAUACUUCAUAAGUCUUAAUUCUUUCUCUCAUUUGACUGCAUUAAUAUUGCCUUAAGGCACCUUUACAUGGGCAACAGAAGUUUGCAAACAGAGGUUGUGCUUUCACACGACACAUAUGACACUUGGUACCUCUUCAUUGAUCUCAAAACGUAAUUUUGUAGCAGACUUGAGUAAAGAUCAUGUAAUACCUAUGCAUCAUCUGAUUGUUUGUAUGAAAGUGACAACAUUUAUGCACCGCUUUGCUUUAAUGUAUCACACAUACAUAUGUUUGUUUCAUUGUGUAUUGUGGAGAACAUGUAUGGGUGGCCAUUCGGUAAAAAAAUACAAAGUUGAAAAAACAUCCUUACGUGCUCACUGACGUUCUUUAUUGAAAACAUCCUUUCGUGCUCACUGACGUUCUUUCGAACACAUUGUUCUUUCUUUUCUUAGGG